AUGUUCAGCUGUUUCCUAACAGACAAAGCAGCUACUGCAUUACAACAGCAGGCGCUGCAGGUGAGAAACCACAGACUCAAUCAGUGGGGCCCAAACAUGACUCCUCUGCUGCUCUUCGCCCUAAUGCUGCUCGGUGUUCGGGCCAUGUCGGACUCUGAGGACCUAAAAACCCGGGAGCGGCUCUUCCUCAGCUCGCUAGGUCUCCCUGCGCGGCCGCAGUCCGCAGGGAGCCACCGGCGGCCCGUCCCCUCCGAGCUCUGGAGGAUGUUCCGGCGGUCAGAGAAGGAGAAGGCCCGGGAGGGCGACCCCUGCACGGUGUCUGAGUACGGGGUCCGCGGCAACAUCAUCCGCUAUGUGCAGGACCAAGGCAGGCUGGUUUCGGGUUGGAGCAUCAGCUGUCAGGCUUGUCUGGAGAAGCAGCUUUUCUUCAACAUGUCUGUCCUGCAGCCUGUGGAGCUGCUGUCUCUGGCUCAGCUGGAGAUCAAGCUCCACAUGAAGCCUCUGAGGCCCACGGAGCACCUCCAGGGGCCCCGAGUCGUCAGCAUGUCACUUUAUAAGGUGAUCCGAGCCACGCUGAGGGGAGCCAAUCCUCAGGCUAACCGCAGACUCCUGCUGUCGCAGUCAGUCCAGCUGCAGCUGGAGCCAACCAUCAUCACCAUGGACCUGACGCCGCUGGCGGAGAGUUGGCGCAAACCGGGUCACAACUACGGCUUGGUCGUGGAGCUCAGUCUGCUGGGCUCCGAACCAGAGGAGCUUAUCCCUUUUUUACCAGGCAACUCUCUCCCAUUAGAUGCGGCUCUAACUUUUCCUCUAAUCGAGGCCUCUCUGGUGGUCGUGUCCUUGAACCCUCACCAGUGUCGCUCCCGGCAGAGGAGAAGCGCCGUCCACCUCCCCGUGACGCCUAGCAACGUGUGCAAGGCUCGCCGCCUCUACAUCGACUUCAAAGACGUGGGCUGGCAGGACUGGAUCAUCGCGCCGCAGGGCUACAUGGCCAACUACUGCCACGGCGAGUGUCCGUUUCCGCUCAGCGAGAGCUUGAACGGUACCAACCACGCCAUCCUGCAGACCCUGGUCCACUCCCUGGACCCACAGGGGACGCCUCAGCCCUGCUGCGUCCCCAUCCGUCUGUCCCCCAUCUCCAUGCUUUACUAUGACAACAAUGAUAACGUGGUGCUUCGACAUUACCAGGACAUGGUGGUGGACGAGUGCGGCUGUCGGUGAGGCUGCUGGACAUUUUCUUUUUUUACUCGUUACCA
Molecule: messenger RNA, 1256 nt
Organism: Cyprinodon variegatus (sheepshead minnow)
Lineage: Eukaryota; Metazoa; Chordata; Actinopteri; Cyprinodontiformes; Cyprinodontidae
Gene: gdf3
Product: protein DVR-1-like
Biological process (GO): SMAD protein signal transduction; BMP signaling pathway
Cellular component (GO): extracellular region
Molecular function (GO): cytokine activity; growth factor activity
Source: RefSeq, a predicted model, not a curated record